Messenger RNA from Fundulus heteroclitus (mummichog), 3943 nucleotides. Its product is annotated as calsyntenin-2. Bases 500 to 3334 code for a protein of 944 amino acids. The transcript is spliced from 17 exons. The record is from RefSeq and is a predicted model, not a curated record. Lineage: Eukaryota; Metazoa; Chordata; Actinopteri; Cyprinodontiformes; Fundulidae. Gene Ontology annotation, cellular component: postsynaptic membrane; cell surface. Gene Ontology annotation, biological process: homophilic cell-cell adhesion; positive regulation of synapse assembly; positive regulation of synaptic transmission. Gene Ontology annotation, molecular function: X11-like protein binding; calcium ion binding; amyloid-beta binding.
GGAGGGGGCAGGAUGAGAGAGCGGGAGUGGAGAGGGCUUAAAAAAAGUGACUGAAUCCAGCUCUCUCCUCCCUGUGACGUCGCUCGGUGUGGACGCGGGGUGCGCCGCUCUCUGGUCCCGUCUCAGCUCAGCUCAGUCCGCCUCACCUGCCGCCCCUCAAAGCUGCGGGGAGACGCGCGUCAGGGUCGAUCUGCGCUCCGAGUACACAGCUUUCCUCCCUCCCCAUCGCGCCCCCCCCAUCUCUCUACUACUCCACGCCGCUCGUCUUGUCCCACAUUUAACAGUGAACUGUUUCCACGCUGCGUGGAGAGUGAGUGAGAGAGAGAGAGAGAAGCCGGUCGUUAAAUAAGAAAGAAAGGGUGGCAAGAAGGAAAAGAGAAGAGAGGAGGGCGACUGAGGAACAAGAAGAAGAAGAAGAAAGAGAAGAAGGAGGAGUAGGAGCAAAGAGGUCGCUGUGGUCCUUCAGCUUUCAGCAGUUGCUGAAUCUCCCACCGAGAAGAUGCUGAGGAUAGUCUGCGUGUUGGCAGUGCUGGCUGCGGGGCUGAGCGCCGCUCACACCAAAGUGAACAAACACAAGCCCUGGAUAGAGACAUCGUACCACGGGGUGAUCACUGAGAACACUGAUGUCGUUCUGCUGGACCCUCCACUGGUUGCCCUGGAUAAAGAUGCCCCCAUCCCUUACGCAGGGGAGAUCUGCGCGUUCAACAUCCAUGGACUCGAGGCUCCAUUCGAGGCAGUGGUGCUGAACGGAACGUCUGGCGAGGGUCAGCUGAGGGCUCGUGGCCUGGUGGACUGCGAGUUGCAAAAGGAGUACACCUUCAUCAUCCAAGCUCAUGACUGCGGUUCAGGCCCGGGAGGCAUGGAGGGCAAGAAGUCCCACAAGGCAGUGGUACAUAUCCAGGUCAACGAUGUGAAUGAGUUUGCCCCCGUGUUUCGAGAGCCACAGUACCGAGCUGCUGUGACAGAGGGGAAGAUUUAUGACAGCAUUCUGCAAGUUGAGGCUACAGAUCAGGACUGUUCACCACAGUACAGUCAAAUCUGCAACUACCAGAUCACCACCACUAACACACCUUUUGCUAUAGAUCGAAAUGGUAACAUCCGAAACACAGAGAAGCUGAGUUUUGACCGACAGCAGCACUACGAAAUCCAGGUGACGGCCUGGGACUGUGGCCAGAAGAAAGCGUUGCACAGCGUCCCAGUGCACAUCGACGUCAAGCCCGUCUGCAAACCUGGCUGGCAAGGCUGGAACAAACGGGUGGACUAUGAGCCAGGAACAGGCAGUAAGCAGCUGUUUCCCAAGAUGCACCUGGAGACCUGUGGCGAGCCGCUGUCUUCAUUGAGGGUCACCGUGGAGCUCCAGACUAGCCACAUAGGGAAGGGCUGUGACCGGGAGACCUACUCGGAGAAGUCACUACAGAAACUUUGUGGCGCCUCCUCCGGCAGCACCGACCUCCUCCCGGCGCCCAGCGCUGCCACCAAUUGGACAACUUCCCUGGUGUCUGACAAUGGGCGGGACAGCGACCUGAUCUUCAGGUUUGACGGGCGCCAAGCGGCCAAAAUCCCCGACUGGGUGGUUCCCCAGAAUCUGACCGACCAAUUCACAAUCGCAACGUGGAUGAAGCACGGACCCAGCCCGGGGCUCCGAGCUGAGAAGGAGACACUGCUCUGUAACUCGGACAAAACUGAGAUGAAUCGUCAUCACUACUCGCUGUACGUCCAUAAUUGCCGGCUGGUAUUCCUGCUGAGGAGGGACUUCACUCAGGUGGACACCUUCAGACCAGCAGAGUUCCACUGGAAACUGGAGCAGAUAUGCGACAAGGAGUGGCAUUACUACGUCAUAAACGUGGAGUUUCCGGUGGUGACGCUCUAUGUGGACGGAGUCACCUACGAUCCCUACCUGGUGACGGACGACUGGCCCAUCCACCCGUCGCAGAUUGACGUGCAGCUCACAGUCGGUGCCUGCUGGCAAGGUGGUGAAGUCACCAAGCCUCGGUUCACUCAGUACUUCCGGGGAAGCUUAUCGGGACUCACCAUCCGGCCGGGGAAGAUCGAGAGUCAGAAAGUCAUUUCCUGUCUGCAGGCCUGCAAAGAGGGACUGGACAUUAACUCCCUUGAGAGCUUGGAUAAGAGUAUAAAGUUCCACUUCAACCCAGCUCAGUCCAUCCUGGUAAUGGAAGGAGAGGAUUUGGAGAACAUUAACACGGCUGUGAGGAAAGUUUCCUACAUAAACUCCCGCCAGUUUCCCACACCAGGCAUCCGCAGGCUGCAGAUCUCCACCACCGUCCAGUGCUUCGGCGAAGACACGUGCAUCACCAUCCCCAGCAUCGACGCGGUGGUGAUGGUGCUGCAGCCCAGCGAGCCCCGCAUCACCAUCAGCGGGGUGGAGAGACUCAGCCAGUCGGCCUCUGACUUCGGGGAGGCGGGGGGCAUCGCUCUGUUCCAGGACCUCCACAUCGUCAGCACAGUCACCAGGGCGGACGCCACCCCCCAUCACACAGUUCAUCAACCGGGUGUCCUGGAGGAGAUCAUUCAUAACUUGGACUACUGUGAUAUUCUCGUGUUGGGGGAGGAGCUAAAUCCAAAGCAAGAAUCUCUGCAGCUGCAGCUAAGCUCACUGCUGGGAAAACAUCUGGACGCCACCAACUCCACAUCGGGCAUGUCCAUAUAUGGCGUGGACUCCAUGGCAAACUAUGAACAGGUGAUCAGGGAGGUACAUUACUACCACCUGCAGCCUGGACAGCUGACGGAGAGGAGGUUCCGACUGACAUGCUCAGAGCUCAACGGGCGCUACACCAGCAAUGAGUUUACCCUGGAGCUGAACGUCUGGCACAGCUCAGAAACAGGGGAGCACAUCAGCCACAUGGUGGCCCCGCCUCAGUACAUGCAGGUGGUCCACCAUCCAUCCAUGAUCAGCGACCUAUACCCCAACCACGCUUCAGGCGUACCGAGCGCUGCUACUGUGGUGAUCGUCAUGUGCAUCGCCGCCCUGGUGGCGGUGGUGGUGCUGGGCAUAUACCGCAUCCAUGUGACCCACCAGCAGGAGGUGAGGCAGGUGGAGACCACGAAGGAGGCGGACGCAAACUGGGACCACUCGGCUCUGACGAUUACAGUCAACCCCAUGGAGAACCUGGAGACCCACACCACAGGAGAGGAGGAGGCCAGUGAGGUGGAUGAGGAAGAAGAAGAGGAGGAAGAUGAUGAGGAUGAGGAGGACGAUGAAGUCACCAGUGACGAGUCAGACGACAGCGAGGAGGAAGUGGACGUCCAGCUACCCAGGAUGCAACGCUUGAGCGAGAAGACCCAAAGAUGGGACAAAACAACAAUAUGCUAUUGAAAAUACACAUUCACACACUUAUACUCUCACUCUCCCCCUACACACCAUACACACACACACACAUACACACAAACACACACACACACACACACACACACCUUCUGCAACACAUCCUUAAUGAAAUCUCACAUCAGAUGGCUGUAAACAAAAACAAAAUGGAACUUUGCGUGCUUGAAAAAAAUGAAGUAUCGCUGCCCCCUAGUGGAAGAUUAAAUGAAAACACAGAUCAGAGAAAUAAUGGGACACUAGAAGUGCUUCUCAAUAAAUAAAGGUCACCAAACCUGGGUCACCGUCGAACAGAUGGCAUCUCUCCCUCAUUUCUGCAGUUUGAAGUGAGAACAAGUUGUUAUGAAACCCAUUUUUUUGCUGACUCGCCACCAUCCACCCAGUUCGAUAUGUAAAAGUUCACAGUGAGAUUUUGGAUGUCCCUCAAUUAAAAAUGCAAAACAGCCUUUAUUUAAAAGAAAAAUUAGAAUUGCAAAAGUAAAGAAAAUAAUACUAUUUUUUUGGUUUGUAUACUUAUUAUUUAUCUGUCUUUAUUCUAGCCAGUAUGGCGAAGCCAGGUGAUUUUACAGAAAAAGCAUAUUUUCAAUGGUAUUUAAAAAAAAA